AGUUACCUGUAAAAUGUCCUCAGCAAAGCGUGGUGUUGAUUUUGUGCGUGCUAUUGUCAAAUAUAUGGCCACAGAUGGAAGUUUCAGCACAACUUGCUUGAAAAAUGUUGAGAUAGUUGCUGGUGGCGAGGGGAAGAUAAAGGCGGAAUUUAAGGUUCUUCCUGAGCAUCUCAACAGUGCUGGUGGUCUCCACGGUGGCUUUACUGCCUCUCUAAUUGACAUACUCACAAGUGUUGCUCUCAUGUCCAACAACUCCCAUCCGGGCGUCUCUGUAGAUCUCCGUGUUAGCUACCUAAAGGGUGCCCGGGAGGGUGAUAGCGUCAUCGUGGAUGCCACAACCAUCAAGGCAGGACGCAAAAUGGCUUUCCUGGAGUGUGAGCUGAAGCACAAAUCCGAUGGGUCUCUCAUUGCACGAGGUGGUCAGACGAAAUUUGUCGAUUUGGGCCCAAAGGAGGACUACACAACAAAAUUACCCGAAUAAAAUGGCAAAAAUUGAGUGAUUGCUUAAAGGUGUGGCAAUUUUUCGAUUUAUUUAAUUUACUCCUCAAAUACACGGAAAUAUUCUUGUUUAUAAAACAAUUAAAAUACAUUCGAAAUUCUUACCAUUA
Messenger RNA from Lutzomyia longipalpis, 608 nucleotides. Its product is annotated as acyl-coenzyme A thioesterase 13-like. Gene Ontology annotation, molecular function: fatty acyl-CoA hydrolase activity. The record is from RefSeq and is a predicted model, not a curated record. The coding region runs from base 14 to 481 and encodes 155 amino acids. The transcript is spliced from 2 exons. Lineage: Eukaryota; Metazoa; Arthropoda; Insecta; Diptera; Psychodidae.